This is a messenger RNA of Branchiostoma floridae (Florida lancelet), 2703 nucleotides long. RefSeq names its product neuropeptide FF receptor 2-like. Gene Ontology annotation, biological process: G protein-coupled receptor signaling pathway. Lineage: Eukaryota; Metazoa; Chordata; Leptocardii; Amphioxiformes; Branchiostomatidae. The transcript has 5 exons. The record is from RefSeq and is a predicted model, not a curated record. Gene Ontology annotation, cellular component: membrane. Gene Ontology annotation, molecular function: peptide binding; neuropeptide receptor activity. The coding region runs from base 407 to 1519 and encodes 370 amino acids.
GACACUAACGCAGUCGAUGACCCGCCUUUGUAUGUAAUACUUGAAUGCCCGUUGGUUGCUGCAUGAUUCCUGGUCACGUGGAAUGGCGCAAGUAAGCACAUAAACAGCAUAAAAACCCUAGGCGCAGACGAAUCGCCGUCACUUUCCACUGCCGGCCUGAUCCUUCGUAUCAUCAGCGUGAGGGCAGGUAGGGUUCAUUUUCAAGGAUUGGGCAGAUCCAAGCGAAGAACUUCAAUGACGGUUGAAAUACGUGUUGAUGCGCUGAUACAGCUUGUACAUCGCAUAGCACAGAUUCCUGAACAGCGUUGUGGCACAACUAUUUGGCGCUAAUGACUGAUUAGAUACCCCAUCACCACCAUUCGGACAAACUCUUAACUGAAAAUUAGACCAAUAACCCUGCUCGACAAUGAAUUUCACAAACAUCACCAAUGACACGUACCCGGACGUUCUGUUCAGCACGUUUAACUACGAGACUCCCAUCACGGCUCUGCUCAUCGUCAGCUUCGCGCUGGUGUUCCUAUUGUGUGUCAUUGGAAACAGCAUUGUGUGCUUUGUGAUAAUACGGACGCCAAAACUAAGGACUGUAACCAACUAUUUCAUCUUGAACCUGGCCGUGAGUGACCUGCUCCUCGCAAUCUUCUGCACACCAUUCACACUCGUGUACCAUGUUCUGACAGAAUACCCGUUCGGUGAAGUGAUGUGCAAGCUCACUCCAUUUGUGCAAGGGAUUUCCGUGGCAGCUUCUGUCUUCACUUUGCUUGCCAUAGCAUAUGACAGGUACAAGGCCAUCGUCUUCCCAACAGAGACCCGGAUGUCCAUAAGGACCAUGCAGAAGCUGCUGGUUGCCGUGUGGCUCCUUGCAGUCGUCAUCAUGAUUCCUCAAGUAUUCAACAUGCAUCUGCGAGAUCUUGCAUCUGCAACCUUCUGUGUGGAAAUCUGGCCAGACGUAAUGUUUCACAAGAUAUACACAGUCUUGUUGAUGUGUUUUGUCUAUAUCGGCCCCCUUGUCUGUGUGUCGUAUCUGUAUAGCCGCAUAGUUUACCGCAUAUGGUACAGACCGAACCCGAGUAACGACCACGCUGCGGCAACAGGCCCCAACCAUCGGGUGCGCCAAGAAGAGUUUGUAGGAGCCGUUCCAAAGCGAAGAGUUCGUGUAAUCAAAAUGUUGAUCUUAGUUGUUGUCCUAUUCACAUUGUCAUGGCUACCGCUGUACACUCUCUGGAUUUUGCAUGAUUUUGUUGACCUGCCAGAGAGCGUCCGGCGAUUCAUUGAUAUGAAUAUCUUCCCAGCUGCCCACUGGCUGGCCUAUUCCAACAGCUGCGUGAACCCCCUGGUGUAUGGAUUCUAUAACUCUAACAUUCGACAGAAAAUAUUGUCCAUGUUUUCUUGCGACAACAAAAAUGACUGUGUUUUGAGAAUGAAAAAGGCACCUGCCGAAGCCCACCCUCUGCCUGAACAACAGUAUCAUAGAAGGGCGAGCGGCAGAAGGGUCAACAUCGUCCAGGAAACAGCCCUUUAGGUACGACGAUGAUAGCAUUUUUUCUCUUUUCUGACCAAUGGAUUUUGUGUUUAAUGACACCAUGGUGUCACCAUAUUAUAGCUGGAGCGUCUAGUACUAUACAUUUGGCAAAUGACUUAAUUUCAACUGUUAAAUUCUAAAAAUAUCGAAAGCUUUCAUCCAAUUAACAGUGAUUUGGCUGAAAUGUAUUAACCACUUUGUUUUGAUUUAUACCCGGUCAACAAAUAUUUUGCAUACAAAUAGGAAUAUAAAUAGAUGAUAAUGCGAAUAGAUGAUAAUGCGAAUUCUAUCUUUAAAAAAACUGAAAGAGUCGACAGUAGAUACGUGACAAAAAAAGGGCUGUUUUGCGGACUUUCUGGCAAAUUCGUGAAAAGAUGAAAGGGCUUCGCCAAUUUUUAUUGGGACAUUAUGAUAUCAUGGCAAAUAUAACCUUGUACAAGGCAUAACAUCUCGCGGAAGAAACGAGAGAAAAAAUCGCUUUACAAUAAAUCUCGCAUUUCUGUAUACCCAAUUAUCGCACCAUAGUAUUGAGCAAACUUUGUCAGAGAAAUAUCAGAUAUCCCAUUGCAAUAGGAACGGACUUUCAACGUUCACAUUAUCUUUAGAUUAGAACUGUGACGGCUGUUGACUAAUGCACUACCCCGUAUCAAGGUACGAUUUUGAUAUUGAGAUGUGCUUUGCAUGGUAAUGUACAAGAUGUUUUAUGUUGUUUAUCUAACCUUAGUAAUGAGAAGCGUUCUAGCUCUCUGUAUAGCAAUGACUACUUUUAUGAAAUUCUACAUUGAAAGAUAGCAUACGCAGCUUUUAAGUAGGAUGUAUGUACAUUGGUAUAUUUUACAGUAAUCGAUUGCACUCAUAUGCGCCGGCACGAAGCUAUGCAGGGAUGGAUAGCAUGUGUGUGUUUCGCCAUGCCCUGGCAUACCUGCAUGUACAUAAGUGCGCUAUAACUGAGGAACAAUAUCAAUAUUUGUACUUCGAACGCAUGUACCUCAUGAAGGCUUCAUUAAGGCAAUGGAUGUUGAACGAGUUACUGCACAAUGUAAUGAUGCACAGAGCGGCGUACACAUUCAUACAACCUAUGUAACGGAUCGAUUUCGCUUAAUGUUGAGCACUUAAUUACAUUCUUGUAUGGGAAACCACGGUGAUUAUGUAUUUGGGAAUUAUAGGCUGAUUGUCUUCAUGUA